Molecule: messenger RNA, 842 nt
Organism: Abrus precatorius (Indian licorice)
Lineage: Eukaryota; Viridiplantae; Streptophyta; Magnoliopsida; Fabales; Fabaceae
Product: LOB domain-containing protein 4-like
Exons: 2
Coding region: 171-704 (177 amino acids)
Source: RefSeq, a predicted model, not a curated record
UUUUCUUCUUUCUUGAUUUUCAAGCCCCUUAUGCUCCCUAUUUCACAUUGCAAUUAAGAACCUUUCUAUUUUUCUUCUUGUUUUCUUUUCUUUUUUUGUUUCUAGGUUUAAGGAAAUCUAAUAGCUCAAAGGGUUUAGUACAUUGACCUGUUCUUUCUCUUGGAAAGAAUAUGAAGGAGAGUGGUAGAAAACAAGGUGCAAUGUCGCCAUGUGCAGCAUGCAAGCUUCUUCGAAGAAGAUGCUCCCGGGAUUGUGUAUUUGCUCCUUAUUUUCCUGCAGAUGAACCCCAGAAGUUUGGUAGUGUGCACAAGGUUUUUGGGGCUAGCAAUGUGAACAAAAUGUUACAGGAAUUACCAGAGCAUCAAAGAAGUGAUGCUGUUAGUUCUAUGGUAUAUGAAGCCAAUGCUAGGGUGAGGGACCCAGUGUAUGGAUGUGUGGGAGCCAUAUCUUCUCUUCAACAACAAGUUGAUGUGCUUCAAACACAAUUAGCACUGGCACAAGCAGAAGUUGUGCACAUGAGAAUGCGCCAAUUGUCAACACCAUCAGAUCAACAACCACCAUCAAUGCCUCCUGAAGCCUCCAAUUCAUCAUCAGAACACUUAUAUCAAUCAAGCAGGCUCUUGUCUUCACAAACCAAGUCCCUUUUUGGCAUGGACAUGGUCGUUGAUCAGGCCAACAUGGGCCAAUCCUUGUGGUUAUACUAGCUUAGCAUAUGGAGUGCAUAUAUAUUAUUGGCAUGCAUGCAUGCCCUCACUUUAUUUAUUUUCUUAUGAUUAUUACUAUCAUGGGCUUGCUUUAUUGUCUGCCUCAUUAGUACCUUUUGUGCUUUGUAUCUCACUUUU